Molecule: messenger RNA, 1320 nt
Organism: Rhineura floridana
Lineage: Eukaryota; Metazoa; Chordata; Lepidosauria; Squamata; Rhineuridae
Gene: CFAP299
Product: cilia and flagella associated protein 299
Exons: 6
Coding region: 23-769 (248 amino acids)
Source: RefSeq, a predicted model, not a curated record
CUGAGCGGGCGCCGUGUCGCCGAUGGCGGGCAUGGAAGGCGACGAUGCUGGGGCCGCCUUGGAUCACAUCGUCACCCAGUUUAAUACUUACGAGGAUUAUCUGGACUCGCAGAUCACCACGCAGGAUCUGUUUUACUUAGAGAAUGAAGAAAUGGCCCGCCAGCUGGUGGAGCUAGGUUUCCGAGGAAGUGGAGAAGUGCUAAAAAGGGAAGACUUUGUAGCUAGGAAAGUCGCUGCUGAGGCUUCGCGGCUCUCGGAAAGACACCAGCAAAAAACUAUAUCAAGUGCAGGAAAAGAGCUAAAAGACAACUUUCUAAAGGCAUUGGCAGAGAGGGAGGAAGCCAACCGCAGCGGCAAAAUGUCUGUGAGUAAAUUUGAAAUGAAGGUUCUGUACCACAAUUCCAUAAUCUUCAUUCGGGAUCGAAAUGCUCGCGGUCAAGAAGUGUCUGCAUAUAUCGACUAUGCACACCGGUUAAAGGUGGAUGAAUUUGAAGUAUACUUCAAUGGCAAGAAGAAGCUUUUCCCCAGGCGCACUGAUCUAAGUUUCUACAAUUGGGAUAGAAACAUCUGCUGCUUGAAUUCAAGUCCAAAUUACCAAGUGAUUGCAGAAAAUGUGUGUGGUGUGCUCUUCAAGAACAAGUCUGACAGAAAGGUCAUUAAUGUGGACCCUAAGGCUUAUCCAGGGGACAACACGACAAGGACUCCAAUCGAAACAGACCUGUACCUGCAAGUGGUUAUCUAUGAUCAUGUCCUCAGAAGAAAGCUCUAGCCAUCAUUUCUGACGAGGAAUAAAUGCACUGGAAGAAGUCUUGAAUGUGUGUAGCAGAGGUGGAGAGAGGCGGUAGUUUUCCCAAGGACCAGAUGGAUAGGGGCACUGUAGGCUACUAGGGAACAGUCCCCAAAGAGCACACUUUUGCUGUGGUUGCUCAUUCUUCUUUCCUCUAUGCAGAAGAGUGCUUUAAAUCAUUUUAUAGCCCUAAAAUGCAGCUUACCUUUAGAAACUUGUGUUAACUCAGUGUGAGAUUAUCUACCUCUUACUAUGUUUUAAACCACAGGAUACCUUCCACAUUAGGGCUUUGUAAGUGCUAUUAAAGGAAGAGGAAAGGGAUCACACUUCUGAAAAUUUAUGCAGGUUUCAGGGAAUGUAACUCCUAGUAAUGUAGCAAAUGUGUGUGAAUCAAGCAGGGCAACCAGAAUGAUCAAGGGGAUGGAGCGACUCCCUUAUCAGGAAAGGUUGCAGCAUUUGGGGCUUUUUAGUUUAGAGAAAAGGCGGGUCAGAGGAGACAUGAUAGAAGUGUAUAAAAUUAUGCAUGGCAUUGA